AUGACUUCUGUCGACGCCCAGCUGAAGGAUGUCGCCAUCCUCGGCCAUAUCAGUGAACCGGCCCGCAAGAUCCUCACCAGAGACGCCUGUGCGUUCCUGGCUCUCCUGCACCGUGCAUUCAAUGGCACCAGAAAGGCGCUGCUUCAACGACGCAUUGCCCGUCAAGCAGAGAUCGACCGGGGCCAGCUCCUAGACUUCUUGCCAGAAACCAGACACAUCCGUGAAAACGAUGCCUGGAAAGGCGCUCCUCCCGCGCCAGGAUUGGUUGACCGCCGUGUCGAAAUCACCGGUCCUACCGAUCGAAAGAUGGUUGUGAAUGCAUUGAACUCGGAUGUGUGGACCUACAUGGCCGAUUUCGAAGAUUCAAGCGCUCCGACCUGGGAAAACAUGGUCAACGGCCAGGUAAACUUGUAUGACGCUAUUCGCCGCCAGGUCGACUUCGUGCAAGGUGGAAAAGAAUACAAACUCCGCACCGACCGCAAACUGCCCACACUCAUCGCCCGAGCUCGAGGCUGGCAUUUGGAGGAAAAGCAUUUCACCGUCGACGGAGAGCCAAUCUCUGGUAGUUUGUUUGAUUUUGGUCUCUAUUUCUUCCACAACGCCCACGAGUUGGUCAAAAGAGGCGCCGGCCCAUAUUUCUACCUCCCAAAGAUGGAAUCGCACUUGGAAGCCCGUCUGUGGAACGAUGUCUUCAACCUGGCCCAGGACUAUAUCGGUAUGCCCAGAGGCACGAUCCGGGGCACUGUGCUGAUUGAAACCAUCACCGCCGCGUUUGAGAUGGACGAGAUCAUCUAUGAACUCAGAGACCACAGCUCCGGCCUGAACUGCGGAAGAUGGGAUUAUAUCUUCUCCUUCAUCAAGAAAUUCCGCCAGAAUCCUAACUUCGUGCUCCCCGAUCGUUCCUCCGUCACCAUGACCGUGCCAUUCAUGGAUGCUUAUGUCCGACUCUUGAUCAAGACUUGCCAUAGACGCGGUGUGCACGCAAUGGGUGGCAUGGCUGCUCAAAUCCCAAUCAAGAACGACCCCAAGGCCAACGAGGCUGCCAUGGAAAGCGUGCGUGCCGACAAGCUCCGUGAAGUGCGUGCAGGCCACGACGGCACAUGGGUUGCCCAUCCCGUUCUGGCAUCAAUUGCUUCUGAUGUGUUUAACAAAUACAUGCCCACUCCCAACCAGCUCUUCGUCCGAAGGGAGGAUGUCCAUGUAACCGCCAAUGACCUUCUCAAUACCAAUGUUCCUGGUAGCAUCACCGAAGACGGCAUCAGAAAGAACAUCAAUAUUGGCCUGUCAUACAUGGAAGGAUGGCUCCGCGGUGUCGGCUGCAUUCCCAUCAACAGUCUGAUGGAGGAUGCUGCUACUGCUGAAGUGAGCCGAAGCCAGCUUUGGCAAUGGGCUCGACAUAACGCCAAGACGGCAGAGGGCAAAAAGGUCGACAAAGCUUACAACUUGAAACUCUUGAAAGAGCAAGCGGAUGAGCUCGCCUCCAAGGGCCCCAAGGGCAACAAGUACCAGCUUGCUGCCCGCUAUUUCGCUGGCCAGGUGACCGGAGAAGACUAUGCAGACUUCUUGACAUCGCUGUUAUACAACGAGAUCUCGGCUCCUGGAAGUGCAGCUAAGCUGUAA
This is a messenger RNA of Uncinocarpus reesii 1704, 1620 nucleotides long. Its product is annotated as malate synthase A. Gene Ontology annotation, biological process: glyoxylate cycle. The transcript is spliced from 6 exons. Gene Ontology annotation, molecular function: malate synthase activity. Lineage: Eukaryota; Fungi; Ascomycota; Eurotiomycetes; Onygenales; Onygenaceae. The record is from RefSeq and is a predicted model, not a curated record. Bases 1 to 1620 code for a protein of 539 amino acids. Gene Ontology annotation, cellular component: peroxisomal matrix; cytoplasm.